This is a messenger RNA of Dinoponera quadriceps, 1169 nucleotides long. RefSeq lists its product as uncharacterized. Lineage: Eukaryota; Metazoa; Arthropoda; Insecta; Hymenoptera; Formicidae. The record is from RefSeq and is a predicted model, not a curated record. Bases 1 to 1137 code for a protein of 378 amino acids. The transcript has 3 exons.
AUGUUGAUUGAGAGCUUCAGCAAUUACUGGAACGACUUUCUGUACAAUAACGAUCCCACCGAGCGGCCGGAGAUCCUUAAGAAGCGAAUAGGGUUAUUCCAGUGCAGCAAGAUCGCGGUGAUAGUACUGGUCUGCACCAUGAAGGAGCUGGCCAGACAAUGCCGAAAGUCAGAGGGGCUGAAGCUCCUGGAAGUCCUGUCGAUUGUGCGGCGCGAGUCGGGCAAGCGGAACUUCCAUCCCCGGAUGGUGCUGGACUCCGCCGCGAAAACCUUCAACCCGGUCGACAUAUUUUACAUGUUCGUCGCGUGGUCCUGGUACAUCACGAUCACGUCGUUGCUGAAGACGCCCGUGCUGCUGCUGCGUGAACUGCGAGCUCUGAAUUCGCAACGCAAGCACUGCUACCCGGAGACCUUGACCUACACCUUAUGGUGCUACCUGCCUCUGACGUUCCAAGCGAUCCGGGAGGCGGUGUCCAUCAGUUGGAUAGCCGUGACGGCGCCCAAGGUUGUCCUCGAGGAGCUAUUUCUGAAGCACCCGCAGUCGAACCGGCUGCAGACCAUCUCGCCCUGCGGCAGGAAGGUGGUGGCCUGGUCAGAGGAAGUCGACGUCGAGUUUGUACGCAAGAUCGCCAACGUGGCCGGCGUGACCGAGGCGGAGAUCCUGUUGACGGCCACCGUGGACGCCCUGAGGGAGUACUUCAGGCACUCGACCACCAGCAUACCGAACGACGUGUUCGCGACAGUGAAGUUCGUCAGUCAGCGAGAGAUCUUCCUGCGGAACCACGAGGCUCGAGGUAUCCUGUGCCUCGCGUUACCCACCCGGACGCCAUUGUUCAACGACGAUCUCAUCGAGAUACUGCAGAUUAUCCAACGGAACGUCCAGGACGCCAGGUCCAGGCAAAGCGCGAUCUACGCCAUCACAGCGGCGGAGACGUCCCACGGACUGAUCUCCUCCUGUGUGCCCUCCAUCCUCUUAAAGCUGCUGCUAAACCAACUCUCCAGAAAAUAUUCUCUUUGCUUGACGCACGUAGACGGGGAUUUGCCCGUCGAGGGAGUAGAUACUGCGGUCUAUUGGCGACCACCGCAGGGAAAUUGCAGUACGCAUCGAUUAUUGGAUACAUCUCUGCGGUCGUUGUGAACGAAAUGGCCGAUGUUUAUGGCUCGUAAAAG